UCUCCCAUUGUUCUACAUUGAUUUCUCCUCCACAGUUCCUCUCCAUUAAUCUCCAUUUAUCCUCAAAUUUCUCUUCAAUGUUGCUGUCCAGGUAAUACAAAUUAGAGGGUUUAUUUCAAAGUAAAACGAUUUGGGCAGAAUUCUAGAAAAGUCGACAUAGUGGUCAGAAAUUAGAGAGAAGAAGACGUGUAGAAUACAACUCAGAGAUUUCUUCUUACACCAAAAUUUGGAAAUGCUAAGUAAAUAUUUCUAAUCUUCCUUUCAUCUCUUUUAUUUUUUUUUUCUAAUCGCGUUUGGCGUUUUCUCUAAUCCAUUCAUUAGAGCAUAUUUAUUGGAAUCUAACAAUAUUUUUGGGUGUUCCGAUUUUUCUACAUUAUGGUUUGCUAUUUUCUUUCAAGGGUGAAGUUCUGCCUUUCUUUGCACAUAACAUGUUUGAUGAAAGUUAUGUUCAAAUUGUUAGAUUAAUGAUCCAUUGAUUCAUAGUAUAUAUGGAUUACAAUUAUCGGUGAAAGGAAAAUGACCUCUUCACUACGAUUGAACAUGAAAGCAAAGGAACACUAACAAUACUGAAACUUCAAGCAGCUACACCUAUGUUGCACUUUGAACAUUCUUCAGCUACAAUUUGUUGAGGCCAAUCGUGAAACAACUUUGGUAGAACAACUUCUGUUUGGCAUGUUUGUUGUUACUCCUGUCUUUGAUGAGAAUUCAUUGUUGCCUUUGAUGAGGAAUGGAAGAAAAUAGAGAUAAUGUGUCUGCCCUGUUGUUACCCCUGUCUUUGAUGAGAAUUCAUUGUUGCCUUUGAUGAGGAAUGGAAGAAAAUAGAGAUAAUGUGUCUACCCAAGAAAGAACUUCUGAGAGAAAUUUGCGUCGUCGUACCAAAUAUGCACAGAUGUCACCAGAGAGAAAGCAAUUAUUUUUAUCCGAGCUAAGAGAAAAAAGGGCUGAGUCAAAAAGGCAAACACUCCUUCAUCAAUCAAAUACUACUUGCGCUCUUAGAAUUAUUAGUUCUUCAUUAUCUCCUCAGGAAGUUGAAGCUUCUGAAGCCACAAACCUACCAGUUACUUUAACUACAGGACAGCAUCAAUCAAAUAGUACUGGCGCCCUUACAAUCAACACUUCUUCGUUAUCUCCUCAAGAAGUUGAAGCUUUCGAAGUUACAAACCUACCAGUUAAUUCAACUACAGGAGAACAUCAAUUAAAUAGUACUGGCGCCCUUACAAUCAGCACUUCUUCGUUAUCUCCUCGAGAAGUUGAAGCUUCUAAAGCUAUAAACCUACCAGUUACUUCAACUAAAGGAGAAAGUAUAGUUAAUUGCUUAUCUACCUUUGAAGUAGGAUCAACGUCGGGUGCAUCUCAUGCUGCAAGCAGAUCAAGUUCAAGACGUACUUCAAAUAGAGGUGACUCCAAAGAAUCCCAACAUUUUCGCACUUACAGUAGAGCCUACAAUAAUAUGUUUGCAUUCACUUCACUUGGAGUACAUUAUGAUAGAGAAUUAGCAAGGAGAAAUCGUGGCAUCUUUACAUUUAAAGUCCAAGGACAAAUGUAUUACUUCAUUGAUGAUUUGAUACCCUCAGGAGGAAAAGGAAAAAAUUUAUAAUUAUAUUUCUAUGAUAAUGAA
Solanum pennellii is the source of this 1618-nucleotide messenger RNA. RefSeq lists its product as uncharacterized. The transcript has 10 exons. Bases 809 to 1597 code for a protein of 262 amino acids. NCBI's taxonomy places the organism in Eukaryota, Viridiplantae, Streptophyta, Magnoliopsida, Solanales, Solanaceae. The record is from RefSeq and is a predicted model, not a curated record.